Adineta ricciae is the source of this 951-nucleotide messenger RNA. NCBI's taxonomy places the organism in Eukaryota, Metazoa, Rotifera, Eurotatoria, Adinetida, Adinetidae. The record is from the annotation of a GenBank genome assembly.
AUGGAUGACAAGCGCAAACAACAAUCAAUUAACAACUUGGAGACGGACAACGGCCGCAAAAGAUUCGCUAAAGAUUCACUGUUGCCACCAAAACAACAGAACGAAAGCUAUCAACUCUUAGUCAAGUUGCUUCAAGAAGCGUAUCAUCUCGAGCAUUGCCUAUUAAACUCGUAUUUGUACACAGCAUGUUCGAUCAAAAGUACACCUGGUGAAUUCGAAAAGAUCGAGUGCAUUCAACGUUUUGUUUUGUAUGAAUCCACAGAUGCUCUACAUGAUCAAGAUCCAUUCGGACCAAAAAUUAUGGCUUUAUUUAAACAGUUAUUCGACUUCGAAGUGAAUUUGAACAUUGAAUCAACACUACUGAACGUCGACGAUCGACAAGUGCGAGCAAAAUUAUUCGCGCCACUUCCAAUACCUGCGAAACCGUUAACCAAAGUUGCAUUAGGUGCAUUACCACCAGUAGAAGAGCUACAUUUUGCCUCGAUUGCUGAUUUUUAUCUGCAAGGUUUCCCGCCCGUUGGUCCCAUCUAUAGAAGUAAAAACUUUGAUGUAUUACAUACUCAAAACGUUCACAGUUAUUAUCGAAAUGUCAAAAAUAUCGAUAGUAUCAUUGCUGAAAUUGUUGAUGAAGGAGAAGGAUUUAAGAAUUUCGAAGAACGUGCUGAAUUCUUAUUGGAUAAGGUAAAACAUAUUGGUACACGCGAAUAUUUACGUUGCUACAUGGAAGAGAAAACGUCGAAAAGAGAUUCUCCAACAAAAUACCAAUGGCUAGCUGAUUGCGAACAAUUUCGUCAGUCUCAUCUGUAUCGUUUUGCCAUGAUAAUGAUGGGUAUGGAACAAGAAAUGGAUUUAGCAAACGCUGUCAAUGUCAAAUUCGAUUCUUAUAGACAGCCGAUAAAAAUCUAUCAUAAUGUUACUUUGAAAGAUCUUACUGCUCAAAUACCUUACUAG